Molecule: messenger RNA, 2696 nt
Organism: Limulus polyphemus (Atlantic horseshoe crab)
Lineage: Eukaryota; Metazoa; Arthropoda; Merostomata; Xiphosura; Limulidae
Product: traB domain-containing protein-like
Exons: 8
Coding region: 45-1751 (568 amino acids)
Source: RefSeq, a predicted model, not a curated record
UCUGAGUCUAACUAGAAGGCAGAAACAGUGUGGGUGUGUUGAAUAUGGUUCAAGGUAGCAAUAAGACACAUAAUCAUCAACCUGGAGUUGGAGAAAACAUAGAGAAUGGUGAUGUUAGCCCUGCAGGUGAUGUAGUGUAUGAUGGUGCAAGUUAUUCUAGUAGUGAGUCAAUGCAACAAGGACUUGACAGCAACUCUGAUGCAUUACAGGACAGUUCAAAAGACCCAGAAAUUGUACGUGGAAAACUUUGUUGUCAGUCUGAAGGCAAUAACACAUUUCCAACUAUGAAUGCACCAGGAACUCUGUCUGAGAACGUGAACGAUAGUCAUCAAGAUGAAUCAAUUGAGGCUUCUUCAGAUGUAACACUAGCUACCAUGGGAGAUCAACUUAGCAGUGGUUGCAUUGUUUCUGUAAAAGAAAUAAAGGACAGUGAUUCUGAUUACUCAAGUUUAAAUACAACGAAAAACUCUAGUAGCACAUGUACUUUUCAAGAAGAUGAAGAAGUGACCCCAGAAAGUAAUGAAGUCCAAAAUAAACUUUCUAGCUCUAAUAAUGGUGAGACAUUUUUACUUCCGAGCACUAAGUAUGUAGAAACAGCAAGUAAUUUGGAGCAGAAUGUAGCACCAAACUUAAAAGAGAUGGACGAAGAAGUUGAACCUGAAAUGAGUUGUCUGUCUUCGGAAGAAGUUUCAUCUGGAGAUGAAGUGACAGAUGGUGGAUCAGAAUCAGACUUGGAAGAUAAUGAUGACUUGGAUGAUGACAUAAUUUAUGGUAAACCUUACAAGUGGAAGAUGAGAGAAGCCAACCCCAAGCUUCCUGAAACUGUGACAAUUCUAGAGACGACUGAAGGCUGUAAAGUUUACUUAGUAGGAACAGCACACUUCAGUGAGGAAAGUCAGAAUGAUGUAUCUAAGACAAUUACUGCCACACAGCCAGACAUAGUAAUGGUUGAAUUGUGCAGAAGAAGAGCUAAUAUUUUGGCAUUAGAUGAAAAAACAAUAUUAGAAGAGUCUCGAAACAUGAAUCUUGAAAAGGUUAGAGAUGCCAUCAAACAGAAUGGAUUAGUGCAAGGUGUGAUGUAUCUUCUACUCUUAAGUAUGUCAGCACACCUGACCAAACAACUAGGGAUGGCACCUGGUGGAGAAUUCCGCAGAGCAUUUGCUGAGGCUAAAAAAGUUCCAGGAUGUUUGAUUCACCUGGGUGAUCGACCUAUACAAAUCACACUGCAGAGGGCAUUAGCUUCCCUGUCAUUGUGGCAAAAGCUACGAGUUGCAUGGUAUAUGCUUACUAGUAAAGAUCCAAUCAGCAAGGAAGAAGUGGAAAGAUGUAAGCAGAAAGACCUUCUUGAAGAGAUGCUGGCAGAAAUGUCAGGAGAGUUUCCUGCAUUGAGUACCGUUUUUGUCAAGGAAAGAGAUACUUAUCUAGCGUAUUCCCUCCGCCUUGCUGCUACUCCACUUCGAGACUCAUCAUCUCCUAAUGGUGUGAUACCUUCAACAGUUGUAGGAGUGGUGGGCAUUGGACAUGUUCCUGGCAUCAUCCAAAACUGGGGCAAUGUGGCUGAUGCUGAUGUUGCUUGUCUUCUUACAGUUCCCAAACCAUCUUUUACUUCCAAGGUGAUUCGACGUACCUUGAAGAUCUCUGCUUUGAGUUUAGCUCUGUGGGGCUGUUGGCGACUUCUUCCAUCUUCAGUCAAGUCUCCUCUUAGCUCACGCAAGCCUUUGGAUUGGAUAACUAACUUUAUUAGCUAUUAAUCAUGCUCUUGCUGUAGAUCAGAAACAUGUUUUCCACAGAUGCAUGAAAAGGUGGUUCAUAUAAAAAAAAACUGUCUUUUUUUUAAACUGGUCAUCGUAAAAAUUGUAAGAAUUUUAUUUUACUUCUGUUCAUGAGUAUUGUAAAACAGCAUAAUGUGACUCCCUGCUAAAGUUUACCAGAAUUGUCAGCAAUGUAAUCAAGGGAAUAAUUAUUUUAGCCUAAAACAUAACAGUUGUCAUACGUGGUGUUGACUUUAAAGAAAUAUGUGAUCUUUAUAUAAUGGUGACAGAAAAAAAAGCUAUUUUGUAUCAUACACGAGGUAAAAUUGCAAAAAGUUCACAAAUGUUUACUGAGAAAGGAGUGAUAGUAGACAUACAACAGUUGAGUAAUAAGGCUUAAUGAAUUUAUUUAUAUUCACUAACUUGUUUUGUUUUUUUAAGGGAGAAAGGAAGUAUAUAUAUAGUAAGAAAAUAGAAGUUGUGUGGUGGGUUUUUACCAACCAUGUUGGGAUAACAUUUGAAAACUUAGAAAAUCUUUAAGGUUUAUUCAUUUUUUGAUGUAUGUUUUUUGUUUAAUUAGAAAACUGCCUGAGGAUGUUUAUAGAACAGAUGCCAGUGUUUGUACUAUUUGAAAAUUAUUCAUCAUAUGGUUAACUUAGGAUAUUUAAUGUGAGAGAAAAAAGACUGAGGUUUUUAUUUACCAGCUUUCUACACAUUGUUGGCCUUUAGAAAAGUAGCCUAUAAUAUAAUUUAUUAACCAGUUUUAAUCUAAAAGCCCAUUUUUGUGGAACAAUGAAUUAAUGUAUAAAUGUAACGUAUGUAUUAAUUAGUUCAGAAUUAUUACAUGACAUAAUAAAAAAAAGUAUGUAGACAUGUACACAAAUGUAUGAAAGUUUUGUACACUAAAUCCUGUGGAAUAAAGAAACCUUACACAUAAACCAGAAA